AUGAUGUUUUUGGGAGACGAUCAACGGUUUCAACAAUUCAAUCUAAAAUUGAAUUUAGUAUCGUCACCCGCAGAAAUGCUAGAUAAAACAAACAUUUAUCGCAUUCGAUUCCGUUUAGUCAUAACACCAAAGCAUGGAGUUUUGGUCUUUAAACAAUGUAAAACACUGAUUUUGCGAAAUGGCCAGGUAGAAAUAACCGGCGAAUAUACUAAAAACACGAUUAUGCUUCUAGCAAUUAAGCCAAAUGGACCAAGUUUUUACAAUGUAUUGAAGAUUUUUGCUGCACACGAUGGAAAUAUUGAUUUGAAUCGUUUCAAUGGAUACAAAGGAUAUAUUGGAAUCGACGUAUCCGAAAAUAAAACACAAUCAUUUGUUGAUAAGUGCAUUGACGGUUAUGAAUCAUCUUUAAAACCCACAAAAUUCGAUAAACGAUUAUAUAGAUUUGAUGAUUCAAAUCCAUUAUCUACAUUCAAAGAACAGCGCAUUAAUACAACUGCAACAGAACAACAUGGUAUUGAACCAAAUGAUGACUGGUCGUCAAGUGACGAAGGAGCAAUGGGUGGUGAGGUACAAAAUACAGAUAGUCCACAAAUCAAACUGACAGAAAUGACGGUCGAUAAGUUAACAGAAGUCAAUUUCAUGAAAGUGCGCGAGUCAUUGCCAAUAGCAACAUUUCGUAGAGACAUUUUGGCAUCAAUUGAAAGGAAUAGAGUUAUUAUCAUUUCGGGGGAGACGGGAUCAGGAAAAUCUACACAAGUGCCACAGUUUUUGAUGGAAGAAGCAACUAGAAAUGGUAUGGCAUGCCGAAUCAUCUUGACACAGCCUCGCCGCAUUGCCGCCUACACGGUAGCCAAACGGAUUUCGGUAGAGAGAGGCGAUGAACACGGCAUUUCCGUUGGGCACCAAAUUCGCUUGGAAAAAUGUCGCAAGGCAGAAACGAAUUUAAUCGUGAAAACGAGUGGGUAUUUACUGCAACGUUUAAUUGGUACAAAGAGUAGUGACGCAUAUAAAAAUAUUACUCAUGUGAUACUGGAUGAAGUUCAUGAAAGGGAGAUAAACACCGAUCUCAUUCUAAUCGCCAUAACCCAAGUCAUGAUUUUGAUGUCAGCCACGCUAGAAGCUGAUCAAUUUAGUGAAUAUUUCAACAAUUGUCCAAAAAUAAACGUCCCUGGACGUUUAUUUAAUGUAAGUUGUUUUUACUUGGAUGAAGUUUUGUACCGAACCGGUUUCAAAACCGAUGAGAUGAAAAUAUAUAUUGAAGAUACAAUGCAUUGUGAAAGUGGGCAAGAGCAAUUACUUCUUGCUUACAACUCGACAUUCAAUGACGACAUAAUUGAUUUCGAUCUACUGGUCCACGUUAUCGAUCAUAUUCAUAGCCACACUGCUUGCGAUGGAAGCAUUCUCAUCUUUUUACCAGGAUACCAUGACAUCAUAACAUUACACGAUUUGUUGGAAAUUAAAUUCGAAGGCAAAGAAAACUUUCGAUUAUUUAUUCUUCAUAGCUGUGUCGAAGAAGAAAAUGUUUUCAAUCCAUUGCCAAAUGGAACCCGAAAAAUUAUAAUCAGCACAAAUCUUGCAGAAACAUCGGUUACGAUUGAUGAUGUGGUUUACGUUGUCGAUGUGGGCAAAGUAAAAGAGCACAACUAUGAUUCGGUCACGGAAUCAACUUGCCUGGACACCGUUGAUAUUUCAAAGGCAUGUACUAAACAAAGUAGUGGACGCGCCGGUAGAGUGCGAGAAGGGUGCGCUUAUCGAUUAUACUCAAUUGAUAAGUACGAAAAAAUGGCAAGUUAUACAACCCCCGAUAUGCUACGCAUGUCUCUACUUGAAAUAUGCCUUAAAGCCAAAUUGUUGGCCGAUGGUUCAUCAAUCAAGCAGUUUUUAGCUGAAGCAAUUCAACCACCUUCACCACAGAAAGUUAACAACAGCAUCGAAAUUUUGAUUAAAAUCAAUGCAUUGGAACCAAAUGAAAAGAUCACACAGCUGGGGAGUCACCUAGCACAUAUGCCAGUUAAUUGUCAAUUGGGAAAAAUGAUUCUAUACUCCAUUUUUCUACAAUGUGUGGAUCCCGUAUUAACGAUUGUCAGUGCACUGUCCGUAAAGUCAUUGUAUAUGCUACGAAAGAAGAAGAAAGAUGAUUGUGAAUCAAAUAAUGAAUUCGAAAAUUCGAAUGCGACAAACGGUUUUAGUGAUCAUCAAACGAUUCUAAAAACGUGUGAAGCUUGGUGCAACGAUUUGUCGAAAAGGAGCAUGCAGACAAUUAUGGGAUUGCGCAAGCUUAUCAUGAAUCAUUUAAAAAUGGCAAAGUACAUCGAUGACGACUCAAAAUUGAACGAAAAUGCAUCGAAAUGGGAGAUUGUUAAGUCGUGUCUGGUAGCUGGCAUGUGCCGUAAGUAA
Messenger RNA from Contarinia nasturtii (swede midge), 2397 nucleotides. Its product is annotated as 3'-5' RNA helicase YTHDC2-like. The transcript is spliced from 7 exons. Gene Ontology annotation, molecular function: RNA binding; ATP binding. The record is from RefSeq and is a predicted model, not a curated record. NCBI's taxonomy places the organism in Eukaryota, Metazoa, Arthropoda, Insecta, Diptera, Cecidomyiidae. Gene Ontology annotation, cellular component: intracellular anatomical structure. The coding region runs from base 1 to 2397 and encodes 798 amino acids.